Messenger RNA from Striga asiatica, 1394 nucleotides. The record is from the annotation of a GenBank genome assembly. Lineage: Eukaryota; Viridiplantae; Streptophyta; Magnoliopsida; Lamiales; Orobanchaceae.
AUAACCUUACGCGCACAAACACAAUUAUUCCGUCCGUUAGCCACUUUAGACAGCUCACACACAGCGUGCUGAAAAUCCCCUGUUUUGGGCAUCACCACCUUCUCCGAAAACACCCAAAUCCACACCCACGCACAUACGCCAUAUAUAUAUAUAGACAUAUCCAAUCGAUCAAGCCAGGAUCAAAUCCGAAUACAACAUCAAAUUUCUCUCUUCUCAUCUCUCUCUAUCUCUAUCAAAUAAAUUUGAAUGGCUUCGGCGAAAUUCACUGUUCUGUCACUUUUGGUAACUUUGGUCUGUUUUGCGAGCCUCUCCGAAGGUAAUUUCUACGAGGAUGCGGAAAUAACAUGGGGUGAUGGCCGUGCCAAGAUACUCGAAGGCGGGCGUGAACUAUCUCUUUCCCUCGACCAAAACUCGGGCUCCGGAUUCCAAUCGAAGAACGAGUAUUUGUUCGGAAGGUUUGAUAUGCAGCUCAAACUCGUCCCAGGAAACUCUGCCGGCACUGUCACCACAUUCUUCUUGUCGUCUCAAGGGGCAGGGCACGACGAGAUAGACUUUGAGUUUCUUGGGAAUUCAAGCGGUGAGCCUUACACAUUGCACACAAAUGUAUACUCAAAGGGCAAAGGAGACAAGGAACAACAGUUCCAUCUCUGGUUCGACCCCACUGCCGCAUUCCACACAUACUCAAUCGUCUGGAAUCCUCAGCGCAUAAUAUUCUUGGUAGACAACAGUCCGAUUAGAGUUUACAACAACCACGAAUCGAGUGGGGUACCUUUUCCCAAUAGCAAGGCGAUGAGAGUGUACUGCAGUUUGUGGAAUGCAGAUGAAUGGGCUACUCAAGGAGGCCGGGUCAAGACAGACUGGACAAAGGCUCCCUUUGUGGCAAACUACAGAAAUUUCAAGAUUGAAGGCGGUGCACAAUCUCAGGCACCGGAGCUCGAUGCUAAUGGGAGAAAGAGAUUGAGAUGGGUUCAACAGAGGCACAUGGUCUACAACUAUUGCACAGAUAAUCGGAGGUUUCCUCAGGGAGCUUCUGUUGAGUGCAAGAACUCAAGGUUCUGAGUUAUAAGCCACGCCUUUAAUCAAUUAUCAAGGAUGUUAUGAUUUUUUGACUACAUAGUUGAUGUAUUUUUUUAUUCUUUAUUUUUUGUUCCAUUCUUUUAUAUAUUGUUUGAUUCAAUGUAAAGAUGUCAGAAGAAUGAAAGUUUUGAUACAAGUUCAUCCUUUCACUUUUUCGAUUCAGAAGACUUUAUUUGUAAACUUUUGCAUGCUUCAUCAGAAAAUUUUGAUUAUGUGAAAAUAGUCAAGGCAAUAGUAACUAAGUGGAUAAUUCACCAAUGUUAAUCACAAAUUCCCUGCAUUUCAUUGACGAUUGAUGGUCCUAAGGUACAUAUUAU